AUGGGAAAAGGCCAGGAUUUAUUGGAUGCGGCGCGUAAGGGCGACGAGAAGAGUGUAGAGAAAAUAUUAGGGCAAAUAUCUAAAAGGAGUGGUCCCUUUCCAAGUUUAAGAAGAAACGCUGCUGGUGUUAACGUUCAAGAUGACAGUGGUUAUACUCCUCUCCAUCAUGCUUGUCUUCAGGGUCACAAAGAAAUAGUGCGUCACCUGCUAUCGGUUGACGCGAACCCAUGCAUCACAAACGACAAGGGGGCUACGCCCCUUCACCUCGCGGCGUUCAAAGGCGAUUCGGAAAUCGUCGCAAUGCUUCUAGCUCACAACAAUCCACCCGUCGAUAUCAAUCAUGUGACGUUAGCCAACGAGACGGCAUUGAUUAUGGCAGCGGAAUUCGGCUCCGUCCACGUGGUGUCUCAGCUCUUAGCCAAGGGAGCUAACGUCAACAUACGAAAUGUGAAGGACGAGAGUGCUUUGGACCUAGCGGCUCAGUAUGGAAGGUUAAAAACCGUCAAAAGGUUGAUCAAAAUCCAUCCAUCGCUGGUGCAUCCUUACAAAUUUCCCAAUUGGAGAGUAAGGAACUUCUCCAACACCCCUCUACAUAGAGCCAGUAUGAACGGUCACGAGGAAGUAGUGAAACUUCUACUCGCGGCGGGAAUCGAUCCCAACAUAAGGACCAACUCCGGCACACCCUUGCAUGAAGCGGCAUGCUUCGGGAAAGCGUCAGUAGUACAGAUACUGUUAGAUGCUGGUGCUGAUUUGAAUGCGGUAGACGGUAGAGACAAAACUGUAGAAGAUUUGUUAGCAGAUUAUUCAGAAGAGGCCACGAGAAGGGUCAGAAGAGUUAUAAGAGAAUACAAGAACAGAAAAAGAAAUAAUUACGAAAGUGAAGAAGAUGUACCUCCAUUUCCAACCGAUAGCAGUCCCACAAGCUACAUCCCCUUGCCUGGCAUGAAAGCCCCAGAGACCCAGAAAAACAAUAACUUAAGUGAUAGCCUAUUAACACCAUCUUCAUCUUUUCUAACAAAAAAUUCACCCCAGAGUUUUGUCAAAAAGCUUGCUUCUAAAUGCUUGGGCUUUAAAGCAAAGUUUAACUCUGCUCCUAACAUAUCUAAUCCUGGGUUAGAGUCGAAUAUCGAUGUUAAACUUAAACAUUCCGAUUCAAAACAUAGCAUCAAUGCACUACACAUAGGUAAUAGUAAAUUUUUUAAAAGGCUAUCAAAAAAGGAGGAAUCUGGUGAUAUUGCUUGUAACGACGAAUUUGAUACUAUAUCGUUAGAUAGGCUAGGCACGUUAAAUAGAGACUCUGCAGUUAAUAGGAGUAAUAGAAGUUGUCCUGGAUUUAAGACUUCAUUACCGAAUAUUUCCGAAAACAAUGAAUUAAGUGAUUCUAAUGAAUCUAUUACUCACAAUGGCAAUAAUGCGGAUUUGAACUGUGAUAAUAAAAAUAAAAAGGGAAUACCAGAAGCCGUAAAUUACGAAGCUAAACUAAAUAUAUUUGAACCACGACAUAAUAGUAAAAGAAUAUCUAUAGCUUCUAAUAUCUCAUUUGAUUCAACUCAUUUAGUAAACGAAUGUUACGAGUCCUAUGAAUUUUCGUCCAAAACAUGUAUAGAAUCAGAAAGUGCAGUAUUAAUUCCUAAACCACCUCCAAGGCUUAAUAUAACAAGUACACUAGAUAACAAAGAUUCAAUUUACGAGAAUAUUAUUCCUGAAAAUCCUAAAAUAAGUCGUCCUACUCCUGCUGUAAGAACGCACAUUCCAAUAAAAGCGCCUAUUGAGGAAGAACAAAAGAAAGUUUUAUACGAAAACGUUUCAAUAAAACCUGAAAGAAAAGCACCGGAUCCACCCAAGCGAACAUUUAUGCCUUCAAAUCUUAUAUCAAAUACCUCAUCGCCCAGUGUAAGCAGAUCAUCUACUUUAUCAUCCGAUUCGAUGAUUGAUGAAAGUAAUUUAGAAGAUAUUUUGCUAUCCGAAAAAUCUAAAUCUUUUCGUCACGGUACAAAAAUGUUGGUACGGAGAGAAUCAAGCAAAUCUAUUAAUUCUGUAAAUAGAACUAAAUCAAACGCAUCUGAUUUUUCUGAUGUAACUGCAGCUAGUGCUCUAGAAAAUGUAGAUUGUAGUGAUGACAUUGAAGAUAAAUCGAUAUAUCUCACAAUGACAGGUACAUUACCUAACAAGAAAACUGAAAAGGUUAAGAAAAAGGUACUCUUCAGACAUAAAACGUUUACCAAUAUAGAAGUAGAUAGAAACUCAGCUAACGCCAAUAUGUUUACAAGGCGAGAUUAUUCAUUUUUAAAAGAUACUUUGGGAAACUACCAUAUACGUGGUACCGGGCACUGUAUUUACAAAGCGCCAACAGUACAAGAAUUCAUUUAUAUUUUCAACAGAGACACUCUCUAUAGUGACGUAGAACCGUUUACAAAAGUACCAAAUGAUAAAAGAGAUAGCUAUUUUGAAACAGGUAUAUGCUUUUGUAAGCCUCGGCCUCCUAAACGCCAUACAAGUGCCGAAGAUUUAUUAGACAUGCCAAACACGGAAAUGGAUGAAAAAGUCACAAUUGACAUAGAUGCGAUUAAAAGUAAAAUGGAAUUUGUUUCUUCAUCGUUUCGAUGUUUUUGUGAUUCAGAUAAAUGUUCCUUGCACGCCAGUAAACGUGAAUCACCGAUGGAAUUAGUUGUAAGGUUUUCCGCCAUGAAAAAGAGUAUUUCUACACCUGAUAUAACUUUAAUACCGUCCCCAACAACGACUAUAGGAAAAACUGGUUUAGUUAAAAAUAGAUCAGUACCAUCCUUAGAAGAUCCUUACGCUGUGGUUGAUAUACAAGAUGUCAUCAGAAGAAAAGAAUGUAGUUUAGGUGAUAAAGAAUCGCAGAGUGGAUAUGAAGCAAUGUCCCCACAUUCUUCCUUAUCAUCUACUAAUCGACCUUAUUCUAUUAAAGAUAUAUCAGAAGUUAUUUCAAUAAGUUCAAAUUCGACAUUGACCAAUGCUAACAUUUCUUGUGCUUCUGAUUCUAUGCAUUUACAGAAAUCAAGCUCCUCGGAACAUUCAGGCCAUUGGUCGUUACAAUCUUGCAAUUCUAACAUUACUAUCGUUUCUGAAGCAUCAUUUAAAACUUGCUUAGAAGAAUCUGAAGAUUCUUCUUCGGAUGGCACGUUACAUUCAGAUGAGGAAAGUUCUGACGCGGAAACAAUUAAAUCGGACGUUAGCACCACCAAACGUCCUUGGGUUCAUAGUAGCUCUUUUAGAUUCGGUAAUAAACAAAAAAAUGAUGAUACGAUUGACGAAGAAUUCGUUUCAGCGGAAUCUUCUAAAUUUGAGAGUGGUAUAAGUGUUGGUUCACUAUCCUCAUCUGAUUGUGAAGAUAGUGGGGAUCCGAGGGGGUUGGUUUCGAGGGGUCGUGAUGUGUCGCUUGAUGCUUCGCUUUGUUCGGGGAUUGGGGAUGUUCGCAGCGGGUCUGGGAGGCGAAGAUGGGAGGAAAUGGAGGGCACGAGUGAGGGUGAUGCGUUGAGCAUUUCUAGCGCGGCGUCGAGUUGUGCUCCGCUACAUUUGGCGCACCAUCAUGAAUAUAGUAAAGUUUCGCCCACCCCUCCUAAGAAGCCUCCACGGAGGAACUUAUCGGUUUCCCCCACCCAUGUCAAUUCUCCAUCUUCUGGGUACAGCUAUGAGCUGAGAGCCCACGCGCGGAGUCAGGACGACCUGGAUGAAAUACAGGGUACUAAAAAUUACCUCAAACACGGUAGAUCGGUCGACCAGUACGUUGACACCAAACUAUCUUACUCUGAGUACGAAGAAAAUCAUAAUUCACCUAGAGCUAUCCCAGUACCUAACCCUAGGCCGAGCAUAAAAAAUCGUACCCAACCUGUCGCCAUCACGGCUAUGUACGAAAAUGUCGUUAUAAAGGAACAAAAUCCUCGCAGAAAACUUAGAAGAAACACAUUUGGACCCCAAUACGAGAACUUUGAGCCAAGAAUGGACAAAAGGAUUCGGAAAUAUUCGAACCAAGAGAAAUCAUCUAUGGAGAGUCUAUUAGAUGACCAGAUCAGUCCAAGCGAAUGUGAUCGUUAUUCUGAAGGGCCGAAGAUAGAUAUUCCGUUAUCGCCAAGUCAUUAUGUACAACCACCCACCCCUGAUCAUCCACCACCUUCGGCAAAGCAAGCAGAGAACAGCAUCCACGAAAGAAUCAGGCCGCUAAGUCAGGAAUACAAAAGAAGAUCAAUGUUGCGGGACAGUCAGACGGAGACAGAACUAUGUUUGCUUCGGGCUCCCUCAGCGGUCUCUGUGGCCAGCGGUGCUACAGAUCGCAGCGGGACUGACAACUGCGUUGAAGAAUACGUGUGUGACGUGCCUUUUGCUGAAAGCAGUGAUGAAAAACCUUUAGACUUAUUAUAUACAACAAAAGUUAAAGAUCAUAGAGCUUGGCAUUCUGUUGUAUCGGACUACCCUGCAAGAAAUAUAGCU
This is a messenger RNA of Brenthis ino (lesser marbled fritillary), 4452 nucleotides long. NCBI's taxonomy places the organism in Eukaryota, Metazoa, Arthropoda, Insecta, Lepidoptera, Nymphalidae. The record is from the annotation of a GenBank genome assembly.